AUGAUUGUGAGGUCGAGUUGGUCUCUGACACAGGAGCUGUCAGAGUGUAAGGAGCGUAUGUUGGAGCUCGAGAAGGCCUUGGAGGAUCCAAGACAGGAGAACAGGGCCAGAGAGCUGGAGGGGAACGACCCAUCUCCUGUUGAACUCAUCCAGAAGAUAGAACAGCUGGAGGUUGGCUUGGCGGAGCGGGAAGAGCUGCUCCUGGAGAAGGACUUGGUGUUUGAGCAGGUGACCCGGCUUUCUCAGCGAAUCAGAGCUAAGGCAGAGAACGGCAAGCAGGACACACUGCAGCUAGCCAAGAAGGUGAAUGAGUUGCAGGGCCGUAUCAAGGAGUCAACCAGGAGGAUGAUGGCCGUGGUGUCUGAGUUGUCGAUGCGCCAAGCCAGCGCCAUGACCCUGCAGCAGGAGCUGAAGGAGAGGGAGCUGUUCCUGGACACCUGUCACCGGCGCCUGGACCAGGGGCUGCCCCCCUCUGAAGACCUGGAGCAGGAGUGGCAACACAUCCUCAGGGAUGAGCAGCGCAGACAGGCCGACCAGCAGGAGAAAGACAGGCUGGUGGAGGAGGAGGAGAGGUCCCAACUCCCUAGUGGGGUGUACACCACGGCCGAGGCCCGACCCAACGCCUACAUCCCCCUGGGGGACACCCUGCCCCUGCCCAAGCCCUACGGAGCCCUGGCCCCCUUCAAACCCUCUGAGCCCGGCACCAACAUCAGACACAUUCGCAAGCCUGAACCAAAACCCAUUGAGAUAUAGACCUGGACCAAACCCAUUGAGAUAUACUGUAGACCUGGACCAAACCCAUUGAUAUAUACUGUAGACCUGGACCAAACCCAUUGAUAUAUACUGUAGACCUGGACGAAACCCAUUGAUAUAUACUGUAGACCUGGACCAAACCCGUUGAGAUAUACUGUAGACCUGGACCAAACCCAUUGAUAUAUACUGUAGACCUGGACCAAACCCAUUGAUAUAUACUGUAGACCUGGACGAAACCCAUUGAUAUAUAUACUGUAGACCUGGAACAAACCCAUUGAUAUAUACUGUAGACCUGGAACAAACCCAUUGAGAUAUACUGUAGACCUGGACCAAACCCAUUGAUAUAUAUACUGUAGACCUGGACCAAACCCUCCAGUACUACGUCUAACUCACCUAGAUCUAUCUGGGACUAUAGAGUGACAACAUACAUUUAAUCAACAUUUAAUUCAGUUAAAUUUCUGCUGGCACUAAUAGCACUCCGUAUGAGAUACUUGGGUUACCAGUGACAGGACAAUAUGUAUAAUCUAGGAGUGUAGCAGCCAAUCAUCACAGGGCCUUUAGAUUCUCAACACGAGCUCAUUAAACAGCAGGUAUAUUUGAA
Oncorhynchus masou masou (cherry salmon) is the source of this 1354-nucleotide messenger RNA. RefSeq names its product coiled-coil domain-containing protein 146-like. Bases 1 to 753 code for a protein of 250 amino acids. NCBI's taxonomy places the organism in Eukaryota, Metazoa, Chordata, Actinopteri, Salmoniformes, Salmonidae. The record is from RefSeq and is a predicted model, not a curated record. Gene Ontology annotation, cellular component: cytoskeleton. The transcript has 6 exons.